Amoebophrya sp. A120 is the source of this 1800-nucleotide messenger RNA. Lineage: Eukaryota; Dinophyceae; Syndiniales; Amoebophryaceae. The record is from the annotation of a GenBank genome assembly.
GGUGAACUGCCAACCGCACCAGUGCACGGCCUUGGAACAUCUACGGGCAGCGAAAGGAGUAAGUAGGAACUUCAUCCAGGUGUCGCCAGACCCCAACUCGAAGGAACAUUUGAAAUUCAUGGAAACGUUGGAAUUAGAGUGUCUCAGCGGGUACCAGAAUUCUGAGAAUUCCUUCACGAAACAGUGCUCCUGUUCCGCGUCGGCUGACAAUAGCAAGGGAGUGUUGGUUGAGAACCCGAAUAGCAAUCAUGGGUCGUCUGCAGAAACAGAUCAACAAGACGCCUGUUCAAAAUUAGAAACAGGCGACACAAGCUCGAUUUGCGCGGAAGAAAACUUGAACUUCUGCCCCGCGGUAGAUGUCGCUGCGGCCACAGCUGAUAGUACUGUUUCACAAGAAGAAAGCUUCAUCGUGGAAGCCACCGUUCCGAGCGGGAAAUACCAACAAGAAACCACCCUGAGCUGCAAACCCGGCUACGUGUUUGCGAGUACGAGUGACGAUGCUCUGACUAGCGACUCUUCGCAAAGGAACAAGAAGCGUGGGUCUUGGGGAAUCAGGAACAAGUCAAAAACAGUGGCUCUCUCAGACAAAAAACAACUGAUCUGCGGCGGUCCGUCCAUGCCGUACGAAUCAAAAAUCCGGCAUUCUGGGUCUUGGUUUCCAGAAAUCAGCACGUUGAAAUGCGAGAAAAACCCUGAUUUUUGCCCCGAAUUGAAACCAAUCCCGAACGGGCAAGUUCUUUCCUUAACCGAUGAGAAAAAGCUGCAUUCCGUUAUAACCCGCUCAGGUGUUACAAUCUCAAACGUUACAAUAGAAUCUGGGAUUUGUCUUGCAUGAUGAACAUGACAGACUCGGACAGCAUUCCACUUUCUGCAAUACAAAUUUCGCCAGAUUGUAGUGCGGAUUGGGACUCCAGAACUUGUCAUGCGCAAUCCUAUGAGAGUCGGUUGGAUCAUGCAAUCUUGCAUCACAGAUUUCGAUAUUCUAUAUGUAACGUUUGAGAUUGUAACACCUGAGCGGGUUAUAUCCGUCGCAACGCUGAAGUGCGACAACGGCUACGAGGUCGCUUCGAUCGGCGGCGUGGAAACGAUAUGCAUUGCAAAUAUGUCUGGGUCUGGAAGGUUGGAACUUGUGACGCUAUUUCUGCAUUCUGAAAAAAUCUGUAUCUGUAUUGCAUGACCUUGACCAGCAAGGUGAGGGGUCCAGCUUGUGCGACAUGGAGAGGGCAUUUCUCAUGCGGAAUAGGCAUCGGGAAGCCCCCUAAAAAUCUGCGAUGCUAGGUCAUGCAUUAGAGGCAUCAUGGGUCAUGCAAAAUAUGCAGGACAAACCUGGCCAUCUUCCAGACCCAGAUAUUUUUGCAUUCGAUAAACGACCGCGGUCUGCAAUUCUCAAGCGGUGUGGGAGAGAUUAGAAACGUUUUCCUGCAGUAGAAUCGCGAACUAUUGCUUAGCGGGAGAAGCGUUGCAGUCGCUGGAAAACGGGAAUCUAAAAACUUUGGAAAAGAACAAGUUACUCGUUCUUCCUAUCAACGAGCAAUUGAAGCAAAUCAACCGCGCGGACUACUGCGCCCCCGGCUACAGCUUUCCGGGGGAGGAUAUCCUGUGCAAAAGUAUCGUACUCGUAGUAAUCGCAAACAUGCAUUACAAAUCUUGCUCUUAAGGCAAAUCCGCAUCACAAAUUUUACUUCUCAUGCUGUAAUGCAUUUAUACGAGUACGAUACUUUUGCAAUGCAUAGAGGAGAUGCCAGUUUGCAAAGAGGGGGACGAGAAAAGCGGGAAGUUGGAUCCGUUGCCUUUUUGUAC